Thlaspi arvense is the source of this 4421-nucleotide messenger RNA. NCBI's taxonomy places the organism in Eukaryota, Viridiplantae, Streptophyta, Magnoliopsida, Brassicales, Brassicaceae. The record is from the annotation of a GenBank genome assembly.
GUUUCAUUGCGUGUAAGGAUGCAAAGUUCCGAACUUUUUUUUUUCGAAAAUUGUAAAGAUUUGAAAUUUAGGGCAAAAUUGGAUUUUGGGGAUAAACUAAUAACUAUCGCGGAUAAUCCGCGACUACCCCAAGCCGUCGGAGAGAGCUACGGAGACACAGAUAAUGAUAGAUAGAGAGAGAAGAAGAAGCUGUGGAAAUGAUCCAUUGAUUUUUUUUCUUAUUUUGUUCUUCUUCUUCAGUCAACCAGUGAAUCCCCCAAUCUUCUAAUUUGGGUUUCUCGAAUCACUAAUUUAGACUCACCGCAGAUUCUCUCUAGUUUUGAGGAUGAAACCCUCUAAGAUUGAAGCAGAGCCUGUGAAGGGAGAAUUGGAAUCUAGGGGACGUAAGCUACACUUUGUAAUCGAUGAAGUCCCAAAAGGGAAACUGGAAGAAGAAGCAUACGAAUUCUGGGUUAGUCGCUGUAGCAGUGGAUAAAGACAAAGGAAGCCAACAUGCUCUCAAAUGGGCAGCUGAUCAUCUCGUCUCCAAAGGACAAACCAUCAUCCUCCUCCAUGUUAUCCUUGGAUCAUCAUCUGAUUCAGAGACUGACUUUGUGUUUGCAGUUGAGGUUAAUGCGGAGAAGCAUGAGCAAGCCGAAAACCUUUUCGUGACGUUCCAUUGCUAUUGCAGCCGAAAAGAGAUACAAUGCCUUGACGUCAAGAUUGAGGAUGACAACAUUGUCAAGGCCCUUUCCGAAUAUGUUUCCUCUGGGGUGAUUGAGAAUUUGGUUCUUGGUGCUCCUUCGAGGCAUGGAUUCAUGAGAAAAUUCAAGAUGUCUGAUACACCGAGCCAUGUAGCGAAAGCAGCACCUGAUUUCUGUACAGUUUAUGUCAUUUCGAAAGGGAAGAUAUCAUCUGUCCGCAAUGCCACGCGAACUGCUCCUUAUCGGUCUCCGCUUAUGGGUCAGAUUGAGAAUCAUUCUGCAGUCUCUAACUACGAGAGGUUCAGGAACACCAUGAGCUUUAGAGAUAGGACUCCGGCAAGGCCUUCCGUUUCUAGCUCCAUUGAAGAUUAUGGAAAGUCACAUAUACCGAGGGCAUCAAACUACGCAAAGCCAUUCUAUGAUUUAUCAGACUCGGAAAACGACAUAUCAUACGUUUGCUCAGGCAGGCCAAGUACCGCGAGCUCAGGCCGGCCAAGUACCGCAAGCUCAGGCAGGCCAAGUACAAGCACUAACGAAAGGUCUGAAAUAUCCUUUGUGAGCUCAGGCAGGCCGAGUACAAGCACUAACGGAAACCCUUCCUAUGUCUAUGAGUUUCCUGAUUCUGGUUUUACCCCGAGAUCGUCGACGGGCUCUGGACAAAGCGUUGGCUCUAUGCGUCUAGGAAUCAGGUUUAAUGACACCAAUAUCCAACAUGAUUUCUCAUUCGUCUCACAAGAUAGCGGUCGGUCAUCUUGUUCUUGUUCACCACAAAACUUGGAAGAAGUGGAAGCUGAGAUGCGGAGAUUGAAACAGGAACUGAAGCACACGGUUGACAUGUAUGGACUAGCUUGCAGAGAAGCACUAGCAGCAAAGCAAGAGGCCAAGGAGCUCCAACGUCAGAAAAUGCAAGAGGAAGAAUGGGGGCAAGAAGGGAAGCUAUCAGAGAAAGCUAUAAAGUCGAUAGUUGAAAAAGAGAGAGCAAACAAAGCUGCUAUAGAUGCUUCUGAAACAACAAGCAAGAUCAAACAGCUCGAAACACAAAGAAAAGCCAUAGAAGCUGGAGGUUCUUUCUCUGAUUCCCAUCUAAGUUAUCGGAGGUACGUUAUUGGUGAGAUUGAAGAAGCCACUAACUCAUUCCACAAGGCUAAUAAGAUAGGCGAAGGUGGAUAUGGUCCGGUUUUCAAGGGUCACCUUGAUCAUACCCCUGUUGCUGUUAAGGUUUUGAGGCCAGAUGCAGCUCAAGGAAGAUCUCAAUUUCAGAGAGAGGUAAGCAUAGAUAACCUUGAAAAAGAAUCCGACUUUGGUUUAGAUGUGGACCGACCAUUUGAAAAACUGUUGCAGGUAGAAGUUCUAUGCCGCAUAAGACAUCCACAUAUGGUGCUACUUAUUGGAGCAUGUCCAGAGUAUGGAGUACUUGUUUAUGAGUAUAUGGCCAAGGGGAGUUUAGCUGAGAGGCUCUAUAGGAACGGAAACUCGCCACCACUCUCGUGGGAGCUCAGGUUCCGGAUUGCAGCCGAAGUUGCGACGGGUCUGCUCUUCCUUCACCAGACGAAACCUGAGCCUAUAGUGCACCGUGAUCUGAAACCCGGAAACAUUUUGAUCGACCAGAACUACGUAAGCAAAAUCGGGGAUGUAGGGUUAUCAAAACUAGUGCCUGCGGUUGCUGAAAACGUCACGCAGUGCCACGUCACAGCAACCGCUGGGACGUUCUGUUACAUUGACCCGGAGUACCAACAAACCGGAAUGCUAGGUGUGAAAUCUGAUGUCUACUCCUUCGGUAUCUUGCUUCUCGAGCUGCUCACAGCGAGAAGGCCGACCGGUUUGGCUUACUUGGUUGAGCUAGCGAUGGAGCAAGGGACAUUCAAGGAGAUGUUAGACCCAGCGGUUCCUAAUUGGCCUGUGGAAGAAGCUUUGUCUUUGGCAAAGAUUGCACUUAGAUGUGCACAGCUGCGAAGAAAAGACCGACCAGACCUUGGAAAAGAGGUUUUACCAGUGCUCAAUAGACUGAGAUCUCUUGCAGAUUCGAACAUGGAGUGGAUUUUGUUCAACUGUAGUAGAGGCCCGUCACCAAAACAUAGCUCAGUCUCCUUGCCAACAGUGGAUGAAAUGAGUGUAACCUCGGAUGAUGACUCGAUUACAUAUUCAGCUACUUUAUCGGAGCCGGAGAAGAAUUUAGCCGAAUCUCGCAAAACGCAACUUCAGAACAGAAAUUAUAUUGAAGCUAAGGACGAUGGUGCAAAAGGCACACAAUGGGCUGUUCUAAUCGCUGGAUCAAAUGAUUAUUAUAACUACAGGCAUCAGGCUGACAUAUGCCAUGCAUAUCAGAUACUGAAGAAAGGCGGUUUAAAAGAUGAAAACAUAAUCGUGUUUAUGUAUGAUGAUAUCGCGUUUCACGAAGAGAAUCCAAGGCCUGGAGUUAUCAUCAAUAAACCUGAUGGUGACGAUGUUUAUGAAGGAGUUCUUAAGGACUACACAGGAGAAGCUGUGAAUGCUAAGAACUUCUUGAAUGUGUUACUUGGAAAUGAAAGAGGCAUCAGAGGAGGAAAUGGCAAAGUUUUGAAGAGUGGUCCUAAUGAUCAUGUCUUCAUCUACUAUGCUGAUCAUGGAGCUCCAGGGUUACUAGGGAUGCCCGAUGGAAAAGAUCUCCACGCAAAUGAUUUCAUUGAAGUCUUGGAGAAGAUGCAUCAGCUAAAAAGCUACAAGAAGAUGGUGAUUUAUGUUGAAGCAUGUGAAUCUGGAAGUAUGUUUGAAGGUCUGUUAAAGAAGAAUCUCAAUAUAUACGCAGUGACUGCUGCUAAUGCGAAAGAGAGCAGUUAUGCGGUUUACUGUUCUCCAUCUGAUCCAUAUCCUCCUUCUCCUCCCGAGUAUGAUGGUACUUGUCUCGGCGACGUAUUUAGCGUCUCUUGGCUUGAGGACAGCGAGCUUCAUGACAUGAGCAAAGAGACUUUGAAGCAGCAAUACCAAGUGGUAAAGAGAAGAACAGGAACUGAUACUGGAGCACCAGAUGGUCAAGAUUGGACUUCUCAUGUUACUCGUUUCGGAGCACAGGAGCUUCUUCAAGACUAUCUUGUCUCUUACAUUGGAAACAAUCCUGAAAACAAGAACUUCACUCUCGCUAGAUUCACUUCUUCACCAAUCUCUAAUUCAAGCUUCGUCAAUUCCCGCGAUAUCCCUCUGUUAUAUCUCCAGAAAAAGAUUCAAAAAUAUCCAGUGGAGUCGCCUCAAAGACAAGAUGCUGAGAAGAAGCUGUUUGACAAAAUGAAUCAUAGGAAACAAAUCGAUCAGAACAUUAAAGAGAUUCUGCGACUUUCGGUUAAACAAACCAAUGUCUUAAAUCUCUUAAGUUCCACAAGAACAACAGGACAGCCUCUUGUAGACGAUUGGGAUUGCUUCAGGACUCUGAUUAAUAGCUUCAAGAAUUACUGCGGAGCAACAGUGGAUUACGGAUUGAAGUACACAGGAGCGCUUGCCAAUAUCUGCAAUAUGGGAGUGGAUGUGAAGCAAACUGUUUCAACCAUGAAACAAGCUUGUUCCAACAAAUGAUGUGCAAAAAAAAAAACAUAUCUAUGCAAAUUAAUGUGAUCGAUUCAGAAUUAUGAAAGUUAUUCCAUAACAUUGUGAUGUGGAGAUGGUUGAUGCCUAUUUUUAUAUAAAAAGUUUUAAUUGAUAACGCGAAAGUCUUGGUCUUAAUUUGUGAAUUGGAAUUACCUGAAGCCUUUAAACACACCCUUCUUUGAA